CAAAGUAAUCAUAGUGGGACUUGAUAAUGCUGGAAAGACUACUAUUCUUUACCAGUUCUUAAUGAAUGAAGUGGUUCAUACUUCUCCAACCAUAGGAAGCAAUGUAGAAGAAAUAGUGGUGAAAAACACUCAUUUCUUAAUGUGGGAUAUUGGAGGACAAGAAUCAUUACGGUCAUCGUGGAAUACCUAUUAUUCAAACACAGAGUUCAUCAUUCUUGUUGUUGACAGCAUUGAUAGAGAGCGACUUUCUAUAACAAAAGAAGAACUUUAUAGAAUGCUGGCUCAUGAGGAUUUACGGAAGGCUGCAGUUCUGAUCUUUGCAAACAAGCAGGACAUGAAAGGUUGCAUGACAGCUGCCGAGAUCUCUACAUACCUCACCCUCAGCUCCAUAAAGGAUCACCCAUGGCACAUUCAGUCCUGUUGUGCUUUGACAGGAGAAGGAUUAUGUCAAGGCUUGGAGUGGAUGACCUCCCGUAUUGGAGUGAGAUAGCUUCCCCCCCCCCCUACUCCAAAAGAAGAGACUUCUAUUUAUCCUGUCAACAUGUACAUUUUUCUGUACUUCUAGCUGCUGAGGCAGUGACCAUGUUUAAUUUAUAUCAGCCAACCCCCAAGCUGUACUUGAAUCAAGUGCAGUCGAACUAAAACACAAAGUAUUUUCUUAACUUUUUUUAAUACACUAAUCUUAACUGGAUGAACAUAUGUGAAUCUGUUUUUAAGCAUUGAAAUUCCUCUGAAUAUGUAUUCUAACUUUUUCAAUGAUAGCUUUUUAAAAUCUGUGUUGUCAUUGUCAAUAUUUCAUAUUUCCUCUUUAUAAAUAGUUUAUAUAACUUACAUAAAUAAGCGCAGUUUGUUUAACAAUGAAAAGUAGUGAGUAGGUUGAUUUUACGCUGGCGUAGCUUUA
Messenger RNA from Opisthocomus hoazin, 901 nucleotides. NCBI's taxonomy places the organism in Eukaryota, Metazoa, Chordata, Aves, Opisthocomiformes, Opisthocomidae. The record is from RefSeq and is a predicted model, not a curated record.